UGCUUUACUUCGGAACCCAGAAAAAGAAGGCAGAGAGUUUUUAGAGAUUAAAAAUAGGUGAUGAAUCUUAAAGAUUGGUGUGUGUGAUACAAUAAUGUUGUUGUUGUUGAUGAAAUUCCCUUUAUAUUAAAACCAACAAAGGCUGAUUUCUUCAAGAAGAAAGAUCCAAAAAGUGCUUCUUUGCUUCUGAAACCAAAAUGAAGACCAGGAAUUUGGUGUUGCUGAUGUUAUGUGUUACGGUUAUAGCUCCUAUUGUUCUUUAUACUGAUAGAUUCUCUGCCUCUUUCAAGGCUUCUUCUUCUAGAAACCAAUUUCUUGAAGAUCUUUCAGCUUUUACUGUCGGUGGUGAUGCCAGCCAUCUAAAUCUUCUUCCCCAGGAAUCUUCCACAACCCUUAAAGUACCCAUUGGAAUAGUUUUUUCAGAAUCAAGGGAGCAUAAAUUAGCUAGAGUUUUGUCUACAACAAAUGAUGUUGAUCGGUCUCAAACGGAUAGUAUCAUCAAACAGGUCACUGAUCUGAAUCAGAGUGAAAAUGAAAUCAAGAAAAGUUCUGGAGAUGCUGAGGACAAGAUUAAGGCAUCUGAGCAGCAGAAUUCUGAUAAUGACUCUCAAAAUAUGGAGGCACAGCAAAAACAAGAAUCCUCUCAAAACUCAGGCAACAUCGGUAAGAAAGAACCCAUAAACAUCAACAAUGGGAAACGGAUUGAAAAAACAGUUGUGCCAGAUGCUCGGGUACGUCAGCUUAAAGAUCAGCUCAUCAGGGCAAAAGUGUAUCUUUCACUUCCAGCCACAAGGAACAAUCCCAACUUUAUAAGGGAGCUCCGACUGCGGAUUAAAGAAGUUCAACGUUCUCUUGGGGAUGCAACCAAAGAUUCUGAUCUGCCAAAGGCUGCCUACGAGAAAUUGAAGGCAAUGGAACAAUCCUUGGCCAAGGGAAAGCAGAUUCAAGAUGACUGUGCUGUGGUUGUAAAGAAGCUUAGGGCUAUGCUCCACUCAACAGAGGAGCAGCUCCGUGUACACAAGAAGCAGGCUUUGUUUUUGACUCAGUUAACAGCAAAAACACUUCCCAAAGGCCUUCAUUGCCUUCCCUUACGCCUUACAACCGAGUACUAUACAUUAAAUUCUUCUCAACAGCAAUUUCCAAAUCAAGGAAAAUUAGAAGAUCCCCGGUUGUUCCAUUAUGCCCUUUUCUCAGACAAUGUAUUGGCAGCAGCUGUUGUGGUAAACUCUACCAUUACCAACGCUAAGCAUCCUGGAAACCAUGUUUUCCACAUUGUUACUGAUAGGCUUAAUUAUGCGGCCAUGAGAAUGUGGUUUCUAGUAAAUCCACCAGGCAGAGCUACUAUUCAGGUUCAGAACAUUGAAGAAUUUACAUGGUUGAAUGCAAGUUACAGUCCAGUUCUCAAACAGUUGGCUUCUCAAGCCAUGAUUGACUAUUACUUCAGGACACAUCGGGCAAAUUCUGAUGCAAAUUUGAAGUUCCGGAACCCAAAAUACUUGUCCAUCUUGAACCAUCUUCGCUUUUACCUACCUGAGAUCUUCCCAAAGCUCAACAAGGUGCUGUUCUUAGAUGACGAUAUAGUAGUUAAAAAGGAUCUUAGUGGACUGUGGUCUAUUGAUUUGAAGGGUAAUGUCAAUGGUGCUGUAGAGACUUGUGGAGAAACCUUUCAUCGGUUUGACAGAUAUCUCAACUUCUCAAAUCCUCUUAUUUCAAAGAAUUUUGAACCCCGUGCUUGUGGAUGGGCAUAUGGAAUGAAUAUCUUUGAUUUGGACGAAUGGAGGAGGCAGAACAUUACAGAAGUUUAUCACACAUGGCAGAAGCUGAAUCAUGACAGACAGUUGUGGAAAUUGGGAACACUCCCUCCUGGUCUUAUAACAUUUUGGAAACGCACAUAUCCCCUUGAUCGGAAUUGGCAUGUGCUUGGCCUUGGCUACAAUCCCAGUGUCAACCAGAGGGAUAUUGAAAGAGCGGCUGUUGUACACUAUAAUGGGAACAUGAAACCGUGGCUUGAGAUAGGUAUACCAAAAUACCGAAACUACUGGGCGAAGUAUGUAGAUUACGAUCAUCAAUAUUUGCGAGAGUGCAACAUCAAUCCAUAGAAUGAGCAUCACAGUUUCCUCAAAGUUUUCUCUAAAUUACCCAUGUUGGCCAUAGAUUUUUAUAGGUCUUCCUCUCUCAUUUAGGUGCUCUUGUUUGAAAGUAUAAGCUCCCAGGUUUUAUUCUUUUCUGUAUACAUUUUGAUUUUUUAU
This is a messenger RNA of Pistacia vera, 2249 nucleotides long. Its product is annotated as probable galacturonosyltransferase 4. The record is from RefSeq and is a predicted model, not a curated record. The coding region runs from base 198 to 2099 and encodes 633 amino acids. The transcript has 9 exons. Gene Ontology annotation, molecular function: polygalacturonate 4-alpha-galacturonosyltransferase activity. NCBI's taxonomy places the organism in Eukaryota, Viridiplantae, Streptophyta, Magnoliopsida, Sapindales, Anacardiaceae.